This is a messenger RNA of Procambarus clarkii (red swamp crayfish), 2259 nucleotides long. Lineage: Eukaryota; Metazoa; Arthropoda; Malacostraca; Decapoda; Cambaridae. The record is from RefSeq and is a predicted model, not a curated record.
AUGUGUGAGGGCGCCAUUAGCAGUGCUCUCAACGUCAGGGGAAAGUUUCACUCAAGAAUGUAUGAGAUCAUCCCACGUGUAGAGCACCUAGAAAUUCGAAAUAAUCGCUCAGUGAUAGGAGCCCUCAAGUGUGACCUCCAUGAGCCGCUACCCCUCAAGUGUGACCUCCCUGGGCCGCUACUCCUCAAGUGUGACCUUCCUGUCCCGCUGCCCCUCAAGUGUGACCUCCUUGGGACGCUGCCCCUCAAGUGUGACCUCCAUAGGUUGCUGCCCCUCAAGUGUGACCUCCCUGGCCCGCUGCCCCUCAAGUGUGACCUUCCUGGGUUGCUACCCCUCAAGUGCGACCUUCCUGGGUCACUACCCCUCAAGUGUGACCUUCCUGACUGCUACCCCUCAUGUGUGACCUCCAUGGGUCGCUUCCCCUCAAGUGUGACCUUCCUGGGCCGCUGCCCCUCAAGUUGUAUAACACUAAUAAUUAGACUCUUGUUCCCUCAAUGUUCCGUUGUUAAUACGGCGGAGACGAGUGAUGCAAAGUUGUUACUACACGUAGAGUCGGGCGGUGGACUACACGUAGAGUCGGGCGGUGGACAACACGUAGAGUCGGGCGGCGGACAACACGUAGAGUCGGGCGGCGGACUACACGUAGAGUCGGGCGGCGGACAACACGUAGAGUCAGGCGGCGGACUACACGUAGAGUCAGGCGGUGGACAACACGUAGAGUCAGGCGGCGGACUACACGUAGAGUCGGGCGGCGGACAACCCGUAGAGUCAGGCGGCGGACUACACGUAGAGUCAGGCGGUGGACUACACGUAGAGUCGGGCGGCGGACUACACGUAGAGUCGUUCGGUGGACAACACGUAGAGUCGGGCGGUGGACAACACGUAGAGUCGGGCGGUGGACUACACGUAGAGUCGGGCGGCGGACUACACGUAGAGUCGGGCGGUGGACUACACGUAGAGUCGGGCGGUGGACUACACGUAGAGUCGGGCGGCGGACUACACGUAGAGUCAGGCGGUGGACUACACGUAGAGUCAGGCGGCGGACUACACGUAGAAGUCGGCGGACUACACGUAGAGUCAGGCGGUGGACUACACGUAGAGUCGGGCGGUGGACUACACGUAGAGUCAGGCGGCGGACUACACGUAGAGUCAGGCGGUGGACUACACGUAGAGUCGGGCGGUGAACAACAUGUAGAGUCGGGCGGCGGACAACCCGUAGAGUCAGGCGGCGGACUACACGUAGAGUCGGGCGGCGGACUACACGUAGAGUCAGGCGGCGGACUACACGUAGAGUCGGGCGGUGGACAACACGUAGAGUCGGGCGGUGGACAACACGUAGAGUCGGGCGGCGGACUACACGUAGAGUCAGGCGGUGGACUACACGUAGAGUCGGGCGGUGGACUACACGUAGAGUCAGGCGGUGGACAACACGUAGAGUCAGGCGGUGGACAACACGUAGAGUCGGGCGGUGGACUACACGUAGAGUCAGGCGGUGGACAACACGUAGAGUCAGGCGGUGGACAACACGUAGAGUCGGGCGGUGGACUACACGUAGAGUCGGGCGGUGGACUACAUGUAGAGUCGGGCGGUGGACUACACGUAGAGUCAGGCGGCGGACUACACGUAGAGUCAGGCGGCGGACUACACGUAGAGUCAGGCGGUGGACAACACGUAGAGUCGGGCGGCGAACUACAUGUAGAGUCGGGCGGUGGACAACACGUAGAGUCAGGCGGUGGACAACACGUAGAGUCAGGCGGUGGACAACACGUAGAGUCAGGCGGUGGACAACACGUAGAGUCAGGCGGUGGACAACACGUAGAGUCGGGCGGUGGACAACACGUAGAGUCGGGCGGUGGACAACACGUAGAGUCAGGCGGUGGACAACACGUAGAGUCAGGCGGUGGACAACACGUAGAGUCAGGCGGUGGACAACACGUAGAGUCAGGCGGUGGACAACACGUAGAGUCGGGCGUUAAGGUUCUGAGCACAGAGCCUCUCACGCCCAGAGCACAGAGCCUCUCACGCCCAGAGCACAGAGCCUCUCACGCCCAGAGCACAGAGCCUCUCACGCCCAGAGCACAGAGCCUCUCACGCCCAGAGCACAGAGCCUCUCACGCCCAGAGCACAGAGCCUCUUACGCCCAGAGCACAGAGCCUCUCACGCCCAGAGCCUCUCACGCCCAGAGCACAGAGCCUCUCACGCCCAGAGCACAGAGCCUCUCACGCCCAGAGCACAGAGCCUCUCAUGCCCAGAGCAUGA